Molecule: messenger RNA, 5702 nt
Organism: Conger conger (European conger)
Lineage: Eukaryota; Metazoa; Chordata; Actinopteri; Anguilliformes; Congridae
Product: stAR-related lipid transfer protein 13-like
Exons: 14
Coding region: 184-3369 (1061 amino acids)
Biological process (GO): actin cytoskeleton organization; regulation of Rho protein signal transduction; signal transduction
Molecular function (GO): GTPase activator activity; lipid binding
Source: RefSeq, a predicted model, not a curated record
CUCCACAGUCAAGGAAAACGGCACCUUCGGUGUUCAUGAAGAAUUUCGCAGCUUGCUAACAUGUUCAAAUUGCAUUAUUUAUUAUUUUCCGCCCAAUUUUUUGGUAAUGGCUACAACUAUAGUUAGGUUUUGAAAAGGAAAAAAGAAAAACUAAUUUGCACGUUUACACCAGCGCAAGUUAGAAUGGAGAGAAGACAAUCUGAACGCUGCCGACCGAGAUCAAUGACCCUUCAGUUGAGGGAGUCAGCACACAAAGCGUUAACUUUGUUAAGGAGGAAAGUGAGUCGUCUUGAUUUCAGAGAACAUGAAGCAAAAGAAGCGUGCGAUUGGCUCCGAGCGGCUGGAUUUCCGCAAUACGCGCAUCUCUAUGAAGAUGGUCUGUUUCCCCUCGACAUUUCCUCUGUCAAAAAAGACCAUGAUUUUCUGGACCAAGAUUCACUGAAAUCUCUUUGCAGGAGGCUGACCGUGUUGAACAAGUGUGCCUCCAUGAAGCUAGAAGUGCACUUUCAGAGGAAAGAGAGUGAAGAUUCAGAAGAAGAUGAUCUCUGUGCCAUCAGCGACCGGUGGGCGUUCCAGCGCGACAGCAAAAGAUGGUCCCGAUUGGGCGCCCUCUCUUACCCCUCCCCCCCCUCCUCCCCGGGGGCGGAGCGUGCGCAGACCUCCGAGGGGGAGUGGGGCAGCAGGGAGAGUGACCUCAGCGACCUGGGCGCGGCCUCGUUGCUCAGCAACGGCAGCCUGGGCACGCAGAGCGCCCAUGUCACCUCCUCCAACUCGACCGUGGCCUCCUCUUCCUACCACAGUGACCCGCCCCCCGCCCGGCCCCGACCCAAGAGACGCACCAAGAGCUUCCUGCGCAGGAUCGAGUCCUUCCGCCGCCGGGAGAGAGAGAGGGAGGGCCAGAGCGAGAGGGCGGCGGCCUGCGCUGAGGACACGCCCCUUCACGCCGGUGUAGACACGCCCCCUCCCGCCGGUCUGGCGUGCACGGCCGGCGACAGCCUGCCCGGAGGUGGGGGGAGGAGCCGGUUGCCGUUUGCGCGACGGGCGCUGACCCUGGGGAAGCCCUCGACCGCGAACGGAGUGAACCUCGCUAGCCGUAGGGCGAAGACCCAGAGCGGCGGCCCGUACCUGGAGGAUUUCCGGGUCUUUCCGAGCUCCCCAGACUCCCCGGAGCAGAGGGGGAGGGGCCGGCUGGGGAACGUGGUGCACCUCCCUCCGGACCACACGCCCGGAACCUUCCCCAGGUCCCUGUCUGUGGAGAGCUUGUGUCCCCCUGCCGCGGGCGAGGAACUGGAUGGGGUCUGGCAGUUGGGCGGAGCCUCGCUCGAAGCGUGCGCGGGGGCGGCGGAGCCGGCCGAUUCGCCGGGAGCGACUGUCUGGAGGCGGGGCUCCUGCGGCUCGGUGGGGAGCGUUUACGACAACGUUCCCGACCCCCCCCUGAACGGCACGCCCCAGGAAAUCACCCAGCACCUGGACGACAUCCUGCAACGCGUCCAAGGCCUCCAGCAGAGCCUCCACAUGUGGUCCCGCAAGAUCUGCCCCGAAAUGGAGGAUGAGGAGGACGGGGAGGACGAGGAAGAGGAGGGCAGCCUCGUUUCGGGGGGCACGGUGGAGACGGUCCGCACCCCCAGCCUCCAUUUUGAGGAGCAGUCCAUCUCGGACGUGGGCACGGCGGCCAGCGACGUGGACAGCACGGGAAACUCGCUGAACGAGGCUGAGGAGCUGGAGAUGAGGGAACGCCGUGAUUCUGGAGUGGGGGCCUCUCUGACCAGGCCUAACAGAAAGCUCCGCUGGCACAGCUUCCAGAACUCGCACAGGCCCAGCCUGACGUCUGCGUCUCUGGAGAUUAACCGGCAGGCCGCCGCGCAGCUGAACCUGCUGCAGAAGUUCUCCCUGCUCAGACUCACAGCCACCAUGGAGAGGUACUCUGUACCCAGCAAACAGGGCUGGAGCUGGACUGUGCCGAAGUUCAUGAAGAGGACCAAAGCCCCGGAUUACAGAGAUAAGAAGGUGUUUGGAGUGCCCCCGCUGGUCAAUGUGCAGCGGAGCGGGCAGCCCCUGCCCCAGAGCAUCCAGCAGGCCAUGCGCUACCUCCGCAGCCGCUGUCGUGACCAGGUUGGAAUAUUCCGGAAGUCGGGUGUGAAGUCCCGGAUCCAGGCACUGAGAAGAAUGAACGAGAGUUCCCCGGAUCAUCUGGACUAUGAGGGCCAGUCCGCCUACGAUGUGGCUGACAUGCUGAAGCAGUACUUCCUGGACCUGCCAGAGCCCGUGUUCACCUCCAAACUCACAGAGACCUUCCUGCAAAUUUACCAGUGGGUUCCUAAGGAGCAGCGGCUGCAGGCUGCCCAAGCUGCGGUCAUCCUGCUGCCAGACGAGAGCAGGGAGGUGCUGCAGACACUGCUGUACUUCCUGAGUGACAUCGCCUCCGCCCAGGGCAACCAGAUGACUGCAGGGAACCUGGCCGUGUGCCUGGCCCCCUCCAUCUUCCACCUCAACGUCUCCAAGAAGGAGGGCAGCUCACCCAGACUGAUUCACGGGAGGAGCACAACCAGCAAGCCGGAUCACAGGGAUCUGAACGAGAACAUGGCUGCCACUCACGGUCUGGGUCACAUGAUCGCGGAGUGCAAGAAACUUUUUCAGAUCCCCCACGAUAUGAUGCUGAAGUCCCGGAGCUCGUACCUGGCAGCGGACACCCACCCCCUCCCCCUCCACGGGCUGGGCAUCAACCUGAAGGGUGAGCCAGUGGACUACCGGGCCUUCCUGGAGGACAGCGUCCAGUGCCUGCUGAGAGAGAUGAUGGAGAAGAGCCGUGGCUGGCACAGUGCCACCGCCCCUGACAACACAGAGCUGGCGUACAAGAAGGUGGGAGACCGGCCCCCUCAUCGUCUGUGGAGGGCCUCGACGGAGGUGGAGGCCGGCCCCGGCACUGUGCUGCGCAGAGUUCUGCGUGAGCGUCACCUGUGGGACGACGACCUGCUGCACGGCCGCGUGAUCGAGGCCCUGGAGAGCAACACGGAGGUCUUCCACUACGUGACCGACAGCAUGGCGCCCCACCCCCGCAGGGACUUCGUGGUCCUGAGGCGUUGGCGCAGCGACCUGCCGCGGGGAGCCUGUCUGCUGGUGUCCUCGUCCGUGGACCAUGAUGCAGUGCGGCUGGAGUCGGGGCUGCAGGCGCUGCUGCUCACGUCGCGCUGCCUGAUCGAGCCAAUCGGACCUGGCCGCUCCCGCCUCACCCACUACUGUCGGGCCGACCUGAGGGGUCGUUCUCCCGAGUGGUAUAAUAAGGUGUUUGGACACCUCUGUGCAGUGGAGGUUGCUAGGAUACGGGAUUCCUUCCCGGUCUUCAGCCGGGGCCCUGAGGUGAGACUGUAGAGCUCUUGUCAGUCCGAGCUCAGGCUUGCACAGGCUCUGCUGUCACAACCCGAGCGAGGGUGUGAAUUUAGCACUGCGGCAGUGAACAUGCGCCCGACUUGGCUGAACGACUAAGGCCUGGAGGUGCGCAUGGCCGACGUGCCAAGUCUCAGCGGUAAUACAACCCCCCCCGUGAGAGAAAAGUUCCCUCACACUCCCAAGAACUUUGAUGAGAAUUUGGCUUUGUGUGGUGUUUUGGCGGGACCCGUGGGCGGACAUGUCUGCGGGUUUGUAAAGUGGAGAGUGGAGAGUCGAAAAAGCAUGUGAAGGAAGGACGUAAGGACUGUGUAGAAGGUUGAGGAUACGAACGUGGAAAGAAAUGGCGUUUUUAAUGCGCCGGUCCUAAAAUGGAGGAUGAUGGAGGGACUGGGCUGGGUGAGGGGGAUUAUGGGAAGACUGGGUGGAACACAGGGGGAGAGGGCUGGAGCCUGCUCUCAUAAUGCACCUCAAUGUGAGAGUGCUGAUCAAGUAUCUCUUUUUCUCUCGCUCAUGGACACAGCUAGGAUAUGGACAGGUGGAUUCUGGGUUUAUAUUUAUACAUAAAUCAUCGUAGGGUUGUUGAUGUAGGAUCAAUUACGCCUCUUUGCUCUGGGAUAAGGUUGAAUAAAAAUGGAUAAGGUUAGGUAAUGGACAGGGCAGAAAUGAUCAGAUUGUUUUGUACAUAAUUUCUACAUAAAAAGUGGCUUCUGUUUCUGUGUAAUGUAUACAUGUCAUUAAUAAAUAAUAUGUAUAUUCACAGUAAGAAAAGCUUAAAAAAGAAAAACAAUGUACUAAUGGAUUGUCUAUUUGCGCGUAUAUAUUUUUGAUUGAGGAUACAACUUGAAAGAGGUUUUCCUAUGGUCAUCCAUUCCAUCAGAAGCCACUCCUUAGUGUAAAAGGAAACUGCCUUUUACGUUUUGGUUCUGCAAAUUAAAUUCAUGUUUUCAGAUCAUCUUUCAUUUGUCAUGUGGAAGCAAAUUCCCCUGAGCUGGCUAAUAAUGUCAGAAUAGGAACGCAGUCCCAUGAAUGAAGUCUGGUUGUACACUGAAUUCUACAUUGCAGUGUAUGUGUGAUGUUUCCAUUACUUGAAUUGCACAUUUGUACUAUACAGUCUUACAAGAAUCAGGGUUUAAGAUGGUGCUUCCUAACUCAGUUCAUAUCUAAACUGCCAUCUUGAUUUUUAUAAAGAAUGAAAAAUGGCUGCAGUCAUCACAGAUAGCAGGUAGUCAGACUUAUUUUUUCUACUUGCUGCUGCAUACAUGUCUUUCAUGUUGAGCUGCACUGCCAACACACAAAAAGGAAAAUAUAUGUUUUAUAAUAAAUGUUAUUGUUUUGACUUGAGUAAUGUAUGAGUUGUAGCUCAUAUUAAGUUGUUUAUUUUCUGUUAACUCUGUUUCAGGCAGUGGAGGUCACUAUGGUAUAUGAUAGUAGAAGUCAUAAGUAAAUACAUACAUGCACACACACACACACACACACACACACACACACACACACACACACACACACACACACACACACACAUACACACACACACACACACACACACACACACACACACAUACAUAAAAGGCCCCUCACAUGUCCCUCAGUUCUUCACUGAGAAAGGAGCCAUGGAAUCUGGCUUAAUGUUGCCAUUGUUCACUGAAUAUUUUAACAGUCCCAACUGGAAAUUGCGUCAUACUAUCAACUGUAUAUUAGUUUCAUCCAAUUAAUAUUCACGUUCACCUUGAUUUACAUUGUUUUUAUCGUAAAAUGCAGUACUCUCUACAGCUUAUAUACUGUAUGUGGCAAAUGUUCUUGUGUAAGGUCACUACAUAGCCUAUACACUAGAUGAUUUAUAGCAUAAUGAAUGGUUUAAAUAUAGUACAUAAUUUAUUCAAGGGCAAGGAUUAAAGGAAACCACAGUGCCUGGCCUCUGAUACUUUUUCCUUUUUUUCUCUUUCACUCCAAAUCAGCCAGCUACCCUGGAGUGAUCUUUAAACUGACAAGAUUAAGCAAUUUUACAGGCACUAACUAGGACGGAAAAACAUGAUUUGUAUGAUUAUUUAUUAACAUGAUAAUUGUAUGGUUUAUGCCAUAUCAAAAUGUUUGUAACCCGAUCAGAUAUAUUGCAUCUUGCACAACUGAUUGAAUCUUUUUUAUGAUGAUGGUGAUGAUGAUGAUGAUGAUGAUUAUUAUUAUUAUUAUUAUUAUUAUUAUUUAAACAAUGUAUGUUGUGUCCCUUGUACUAAAUUCGUUUUUGGCUACCUGUAUGAAUUAUAUUGAGGUGGAUGUAUAUGCACACAGUAACAAAAACAAUAAACAAUUAAAACCCU